AUGCCACUUUGUCCAAAGUUCUUGCAUACCAACUCUACCAGUCACACCUGGCCUUUCAGUGCAAUUGCAGAACUUAUAGAUAAUGCUUAUGAUCCAGAUGUGAGUGCUAAACAGAUAUGGAUUGACAAAACAGUGAUAAACGACAAUAUAUGCUUGACAUUCACUGAUAAUGGAAAUGGUAUGAACUCAGAGAAGCUCCACAAAAUGCUAAGCUUCGGCUUCAGUGAGAAAUCUGUGAUGAAUGGCCGUGUUCCAGUGGGAUUGUAUGGAAAUGGGUUUAAAUCAGGAUCCAUGCGCCUGGGAAAAGAUGCAAUAGUCUUCACUAAGAAUGGAGAAACCAUGAGUGUUGGCCUAUUAUCUCAGACUUUCCUUGAAGUCACAAAAGCAGAACAUGUCAUGGUUCCUAUAGUGACAUUCAACAACCAACGACAGAUAAGUGAUCCAGCAGAAUCCAAAAACAGCCUGAAGGCUAUCUUAACACAUUCUUUGUUUUCUACUGAGGAGAAAUUACUGGCAGAACUAGAUGCUAUAAUGGGGAAAAAAGGAACAAGAAUUAUCAUUUGGAAUCUUAGAAGAGAUAAAAAUGAAAAAACAGAGUUUGACUUUGACAAGGAUAAAUACGACAUCAGAAUUCCAGAAGACUUGGAUGAAACAGGCAAAAGAGGAUAUAAAAAACAAGAGAGACUGGACCAGAUUGUUCCAGAAAGUGACUACUCAUUGCGAGCUUAUUGCAGUAUUCUGUACCUGAAGCCAACAAUGCAGAUCAUUCUACGAGGACAAAAAGUGAAAACACAGCUGGUUUCCAAGAGCCUUGCCUUCAUUGAACGUGAUAUAUAUAGGCCAAAAUUUUUGAAUGCUAAAACAGUAAGAAUUACUUUUGGAUUUAACUGCAGAAACAAAGAUCAUUAUGGAAUAAUGAUGUACCAUAAAAACAGACUCAUCAAAGCUUAUGAAAGAGUUGGCUGUCAGUUAAAGGCAAACAACAUGGGUGUUGGUGUUGUUGGGAUUAUUGAGUGUAACUUCCUAAAACCAACUCAUAACAAACAAGAUUUUGACUACACAAAUGAAUACAGACUUACAAUAGCAGCAUUAGGAGAAAAGCUUAAUGAUUACUGGAAUGAAAUGAAAACGAAGAAAAAUGAAGAGCAUCCAUUAGCUUUGCCAGUUGAGGAGAUACAAAAACAACCUGAUCAGACAUGGGUGCAGUGUGAUGGGUGUCUGAAAUGGCGGAAGCUGCCAGAUGGAAUCGAGCAUUUACCAGAAAAGUGGUACUGCUCACUGAACCCUGACCCGCAGUUCCGAAAUUGUAACGUGCCAGAAGAACCAGAAGAUGAUGAUUUAAUACAUCCUACGUAUGAAAAAACUUACAAGAAAAAAGACAGGGAAAAACUGAAGAAGCGACUAGAGUACCACCAGGUCACUAAUGAAAUAUUUCUAGUAACACCUGUUUCUUCAAGUAAAGACUUCAAGACAUUCUCAGCUGUGACUGGAAAGGAAGCUGUUCCAAGAUCAGUUUUACCAGAAACAUCAAAUGCUUCUGUCAAAAGACCUGUGCAUAUUUUAAAUAGAUCAGUUUCUUCACCUCAUUCUGAUUCUGAUAACAGUCUUAAACGGAAGACACCUAGUUGUGUGACACCUGUGUCUUUAAAGACACCUCGAUUAAAUGACAAAACAUUCAACAACCAUGAUGAUGAUGAUGUCAUUAUUUUAGAGGAGAGCAGUACUCCAAAGCCUUCAGCAGAUGCUGAUGCUCCUGUGGUAAAAACUGAAUGCAUUGAUUUGGAUCAAGAGAAGAAGCAGAAAGAAAACUGUGAUGUUGGAGAACCUUGCAGUGCAAGUACUUCAGAACCAAAAAGUGAACAGCUGACCUCAGCAACACAGACAGAGCUUCCAAACUUAGUUGUUAAAAAGGAAGAGGUGGAAGAUGACACCGAAAUUCAAGUUCCCAGGGCACAGAUGGAAACUGAACAGCACAAUGUUAAUGGUGUUUCUGAGACAUCUGUAGGUCUUGAAAAUGAACUGAAAAAUCAGCUGCGGUUGUUAAACAAAGAAAAAGAAAUGUACCAAAACAAAUGUGAAGUGUUAACAAAACAAGUAGAAACACUGGAACAGAGGAUUUUAGAAAUGAAUAAUAAGUAUGUAAAAAAAGAAAUGUGCCAUCAGUCAACUGAGACAGUUCCUUCAUUUGAAGGAGAGAAUGGUCAUGAGAGAAGUUUGGCAGAAGUGACUGUUCUCUAUGAACAGGCCUUGGAAGAAAUAGCAAAACUAAAGGAACAAUGCAGUACCCUGCAGAACUUAAAAACUGAAUGCAGCAAGUGUGCUGAUGGUGAAAAUAAGAGCGAGGUAGAUGAAAUUGCUGUGCAACUGGAUGAUGUUUUCAGGCAACUGGACAAGUGCAGCAUUGAGAGAGACAGAUAUAAAAGUGAGAUUGAACUACUAGAAGUGGAAAAAAAUCAAAUUGCCUGUCAGUGUGAAGAACUGAAAGCAGAAGUCGCACAGUUAAAAGCUUCAAUUCCACAAGCAGUAGCAUGUGCAAAUGAUUCUACCACCAGUAAUGUAGAAGACUCUGUAAAUUUUUCUGAUGGAGAAAGCCUGAAACUACGCUCUCUUCGAGUGAAUGUCGGCCAACUUCUAGCUACAAUCAUGCCUGAUCUAGACUUGGAGCAAGUGAAUUAUGAUAUUGAUGUAGUAGAUGAAAUUUUAGGACAAGUUGUAGAACAAAUGCAUGAAAUCAGUAGCACUUAAUAUCUUAAGAUUUUAGCAGACUCUUACAUGAUCUUCCAUUAUAACCUUUGUGUAGGUUUAAAAUUGUAUAUACUGCUUCUUCACUUUAUAUAUUUGACAUAGUUUGAUCAGUAAGUGUAUAUACUCUUACGCGUUUAGAUGUUCCCAACAGAUGCAAUGGGUGGUUACCUUCUCUUCCUCU
This is a messenger RNA of Chaetura pelagica (chimney swift), 2926 nucleotides long. RefSeq names its product MORC family CW-type zinc finger 3 (gene MORC3). Gene Ontology annotation, cellular component: nucleus; PML body. NCBI's taxonomy places the organism in Eukaryota, Metazoa, Chordata, Aves, Apodiformes, Apodidae. Gene Ontology annotation, molecular function: ATP hydrolysis activity; zinc ion binding. The record is from RefSeq and is a predicted model, not a curated record. The coding region runs from base 1 to 2745 and encodes 914 amino acids. The transcript is spliced from 17 exons.